Oncorhynchus masou masou (cherry salmon) is the source of this 3879-nucleotide messenger RNA. Its product is annotated as zinc finger and BTB domain-containing protein 17-like. Gene Ontology annotation, biological process: regulation of transcription by RNA polymerase II. Gene Ontology annotation, molecular function: DNA-binding transcription factor activity, RNA polymerase II-specific; RNA polymerase II cis-regulatory region sequence-specific DNA binding. The record is from RefSeq and is a predicted model, not a curated record. Bases 214 to 1488 code for a protein of 424 amino acids. Lineage: Eukaryota; Metazoa; Chordata; Actinopteri; Salmoniformes; Salmonidae. The transcript is spliced from 2 exons.
CGGAUUCGACCACAUCGGUAGCUCCCAAGCAACAUAAAACCGAAACAUUGGAGCUCUUUGGACCGUUAUGUGUGUUAUAGACAUCAGUGUUUUAAACACGCUGUCUGCGUAUACAGUUAUUCCAUUUCACACUGACGCUGUUAGUCAGCGAGCUGGUUAAAAUAGCCUAGCACGAGGCUAGUCGAUCAUGCGAAUGAGCUAACAUCUCAGGACAUGAACUCACUAAAUUACUCCCACCCUGCUAAAGAAGAAGGUCGUGGCCGGAACGUUGUCGUGACAGAGGAAGAGGAGGAAAAAGAAGCGUUCGGAAAGAAAGAAGAGACGAAGGCUAUCACAUUGAAAGACGAAGAAGAAGGUUUUGGAGUAAAUGAGGCGAUGUAUGUUACAGGGAAAGAAGUGGAGAAAGAAGAAGACGCCGUUGUUCGAGUGAAGGAGGAGAUUACUGUCACAGUAAAAGGAGAGGAAGAAGGUUUCAGGGUGAAAGAGGAGGAGAAGUACAUGACUGUCACAAUGAAAGGAGAGGAAGAAGGUUUCAGGGUGAAAGAGGAGAAGUACAUGACUGUCACAAUGAAAGGAGAGGGAGAAAGUUUCAGGGUGAAAGAGGAGAAGUACAUGACUGUCACAGUAAAAGGAGAGGAAGAAGGUUUCAGGGUGGAAGAGGAGGAGAAGUACAUGACUGUCACAAUGAAAGGAGAGGGAGAAGGUUUCAGGGUGGAAGAGGAGGAGAAGUACAUGACUGUCACAAUGAAAGGAGAGGCAGAAGGUUUCAGGGUGAAAGAGGAGGAGAAGUACAUGACUGUCACAAUGAAAGGAGAGGCAGAAGGUUUCAGGGUGGAAGAGGAUGUUUUAGUGAAGGAAGAAGAGGUUGUCUUUGGAGUGAAAGAGGAGGAAGAAGCUAUGAGAGUGAAAGAUGAGGGGGAGGAUGAUGAUGAAGAGGAGGGGGAGACUGGAGAUCUGAUUAACACCAAAGAGAGACCAGACUCUCAGUCUGACGGCAGAAAGAGUCCUUUGGGGGAACCAGACCCAGAGACGCCCAAACCAGCAAGACCACACCACUGCUCCCAGUGUGGAAAGAGUUUUUCCCGGUUAUGGGACCGGAAAAUACAUGAGAGAAUACACUCUGGAGUGAAGCCUUACCACUGCUUAGACUGUGGAAAGAGAUUUACCCAGCUAGGGCACCUGAAAGAACAUAAGAGAACACACACUGGUGAGAAGCCCUACCAAUGCUCCCAGUGUGGAAAGAGUUUUAACCAGUUAGGGGCGCUGAAAACGCAUGAGAGAAUACACACAGGAGAAAAGCCCUACCAAUGCUCCCAAUGUGAAAAGAGAUUUACCCAGUUAGGUACCCUGAAAGAGCAUGAAUUAAAACACACAAAGACACAGGGGAAGACAUACCACUGCUCUCAUUGUGGAAAGACAUUUUCCAGGUCAGAGGACCUGAAAUCACAUGAGAGAAUAGCGAGGCUGUGUUCCGACUUGUGUUUUUGACUGAGAUUUUUUUUUGUCUUUGUUCAUGCUAGAUGCUGUUCAUCACGUUUGGCGCUUGCUGACUGAUAAUUUGUUUUAAAAAGAGAGCGCUCGUAGACCUUGUCCCGUUGGGACGUAGACAGUUCCCGAAGACAAAUGAAUAAUGUCAGUCAUCAGUAUUUUGCAGUUCUUCCAGAGGGGGCGGUAACUGUCAGUGCACUUGACGUCUGAUUCGUCGAGCUUCAUGUCAGUCAUCAGUAUUUUACAGUUCUUCCAGAGGGGGCGGUAACUGUCAGUGUACUUGAACUCUGAUUCGUCGAGCUUCAUGUCAGUCAUUCCCACUUUGGUCCACGUGUGUGAAAGAAGGUGUGGUUGGUUGCAUUUUUACAAAGGCCCUGAAAUAUUUUCCACUAAUAUGAUCAAUCACAUCAGAUAUUUUUUUUUCAGAGCUGAUCUAAGUGGUCAAAAGACCAAUUGGUGGAUUUUUUUUUAUUUUUAGAAUUUAGAAUUCUGAGUAAGAUUCUGUUCAUAAAUACUGCCAUCCAUAAACUGUCUGUACCUUCUAUGUGCAGUCAUAAAACCUAUUGCAACGUUCAUGUCAUUUCCUUGGGAUUCCAUUGGUACCAUAUUUGACAUGGUACCAUAUCCUCAUAUUUAUCAUUGAUGGGAAGUAUCUGAAAUUCAUUACACAGAGCAUAAUGAAAGGCAUAUAAACGACACAAUCAUUCAUGUGUUACAUUUGAUAUCCGAAAUACUCUCAUCACUCUGUGCGUCCUUUGGUAAAAAUACGAUUUAUCAGAUUAUCGGUGAAUUAGCAGUCUGGUCCCUUGGGCUUGUCAGCAAGCAUUUCACUGUAAGGUUUACACCUGUUGUAUUCAGCAUUUCACUGUAAGGUUUACACCUGUUGUAUUCGGCAUUUCACUGUAAGGUUUACACCUGUUGUAUUCAGCAUUUCACUGUAAGGUUUACACCUGUUGUAUUCAGCAUUUCACUGUAAGGUUUACACCUGUUGUAUUCGGCGCAUGUGACAAAUAAGAUUUGAUUUGAGUAAUCCAGGACCUCUGCAACAUCUCUUUUGUUUGUUGUUUAAGAUUAACAUUUAAAAUGUGUAUUUUGUUUUGACUGUGAUACAAGGAUAAUCUCUCACCUUAAUAACACAGAAUACGUGAUCUCACGAUCGCUCUCCCGAAGAGUCUUACUUCAGUAAAGCAAUUGUUCCACUCUAGGUGGGGAUACUUCAAGGCUGAAAAGUUUGGAAAAUGUUGUUUGGUUGAUUUAUGAUUAGAGAGAAAGAAAUAUAUCGAAUUAUUGAGAGAUGCGUAUGGAAAUGCUUUUGUGGUUAUGGUGACACCUAAUGGACACCUGUGGUUUACCUUCAUAAUAGCUGGAGGAAUUGAACUGAACCAAAAUAUAAACGCAACAUGUAAAGUGUUGGUCCCAUUUUUCAUGAGCUGAAAUAAAAGAUCCCAGAAAUGUUCCAUACAGCACAAAAAAAAGUAUAUUUCUCUCACAUUUUGUGCACACAUUUGUUUACAUCCCUGUUUGUGAGCAUUUGAUCCUUUGCCAAGAUAAUCCAAUUCACCUGACAGGUGUGUCAUCAAGAAGCUGAUUAAACUGGUGCAGCUUGUGCUGGGGGACUUGGUAAACAAACUGAAAGGGUACAUACUGCCCCCUAGAGGGUUUGAACAGGUACACUGGCAGUGAGGAAGUAUAAUUCAUUGGCUGGUCCCUCUUGAUGACCUGGAUGGAAUCAUGUGAUCCUUCCUUAACCAAUAGGAAGUCCCAUCCAGUUGACUACUUCAAAAUGGUGAAAGUCCUCAAUGACAAUGGCGCUGCCCAUGCUAAAACAGACAAUCUCUAUGAGAAUAGCCCAUGCUAAAACAGACUUUUGGCCAAUAGAGUCCUCUAUCUAUCUCUAUGAGAAUAGCAUUGAGGGUUGUUGGUAAGAUUGACGUCACUACACUAAUUGGGACAGGGAAUUGGAGCAACAACAACCUCUGAUCUCAUUGAUAGAAAAGUGUAUAGAACGAAACCUGUAUUUGGCGUUCCGUGAAGUGUCUUAGAAUUUAGGAAGCAACCUUUAGCCAAUACUUUGAGUAUAAACCCUUCAAUGUUGUUCAGAAUAUGAUUUGGAUCUUUUCAAAAUGUAAAAUGAAAGAAAUAACAGCUGAAUAGAAUUAGCAUUUUGUUGAUUCUAACUUUCAAACCUCUUGAAUUUGAUUUGUAAUUGCAAAUUAAUUUGAUAUGAUAUAUACGAUUUGGAUUUUGCUAAAUGUAUUGGAUUUGAUAUAUAUAUAUACCUUGAGAACUCUUGAAUUUAAGUUCAGUUUCAAUUGCUUAAUUUGUGCAGUGGUCAUCAAGCUAAAGGUGUAUGAAAAUGUGAUGACUGAUAUUUUUAUGAGUAAAAAAAUA